AUGGCUAUAGGAGUCAAUAAAACUGAAGAAAUGUACACAACAGUUGGAGCUACGCUUGAAAAGAUGAACUCAUUAAUUAACGUGUGGAAUGUUGGAAAUGUCAAUAACGAACAAUUUAUCAACAAAUUUAAAGAAGAAAUUCUAUCAUUAGAGAAGAAAGUGAUCAAUAUUGCUCAACCCUCACCAGGAAAUUCUUCCUCAGCUAUGAGUUUGUAA
Messenger RNA from Adineta ricciae, 216 nucleotides. The record is from the annotation of a GenBank genome assembly. Lineage: Eukaryota; Metazoa; Rotifera; Eurotatoria; Adinetida; Adinetidae.